Messenger RNA from Octodon degus (degu), 871 nucleotides. It is a transcript of the gene Dpm2, whose product is annotated as dolichyl-phosphate mannosyltransferase subunit 2, regulatory. Bases 124 to 378 code for a protein of 84 amino acids. Gene Ontology annotation, biological process: GPI anchor biosynthetic process. The record is from RefSeq and is a predicted model, not a curated record. Gene Ontology annotation, cellular component: dolichol-phosphate-mannose synthase complex; endoplasmic reticulum membrane. The transcript has 4 exons. NCBI's taxonomy places the organism in Eukaryota, Metazoa, Chordata, Mammalia, Rodentia, Octodontidae. Gene Ontology annotation, molecular function: enzyme regulator activity.
CGCCUGCGGGUCUUGGACCGGUUUCCGCACUACGAUUCCCGGCGUGCCUCGCGGCCUGGAGUAGGAGGGCCCGGAUCCGGAACCGGAUGUGGCCUACUGCUCGGUUGGCUGUGCCCAGGGGAAAUGGCCACGGGGACAGACCAGGUGGUGGGACUCGGCCUCCUGGCCGUUAGCCUGAUCAUCUUCACCUACUACACCGUCUGGGUGAUUCUCUUGCCGUUCAUCGACAGCGAGCAUAUCAUCCACAAAUACUUCCUGCCCCGAGCCUACGCCGUCGCCAUCCCACUGGCUGUGGGCCUGCUGCUGCUGCUGUUUGUGGGCUUAUUCAUCACCUACGUGAUGCUGAAGAACCGACAGGUGACUAAGAAGGCUCAGUGAAGGCCCAGCAGGGAUGGGGCUGUGGCCCCUCUCCAUCCUCGCCAGGGACUAAAAUUCAGAGCCUGAAGACAGUCCGGGCCAGUGGCCCCUGCAUCCCUCAGGAGAUGAAACUGCUUGGGACUCAUGCCUGAUGGACCUGCGCCUCUUCCUUCUCCAGCCAGCGGGGGAGGACCUGGUGGGCUCCUUGUUCCUCUUCUCCGGGGACCACUCUCUUGGCUCAGUUUUCCUCCUGUCAUGUGCUGAUAUUGGUUGUAGCUGGCCCCAAUGGCAUAUGACCUUGCCCUCCACAGUGGCAGCUUUUCUGAGUGUGACACAACUCAGACCUCUGGACCUGGAAAGCCUGGGGCAGGACUGACUGACCCCAGGCCCACUAGGGUGCAGUUGUGUACCCACACUGGGUGCCCAGCCAAACACUCUCCUGGGAGGCCCAACUCCUGGGCCCAGGGCUAACUUACUGUUUGGGAGACAUUAACAAUAAAUAUUAUUGAGUGUU